Molecule: messenger RNA, 732 nt
Organism: Miscanthus lutarioriparius
Lineage: Eukaryota; Viridiplantae; Streptophyta; Magnoliopsida; Poales; Poaceae
Source: the annotation of a GenBank genome assembly
AUGGCCGCCGCCGACUACGCCCGCGCGUACCGCCCCUACGCGCCCCCCGCCCCCGCCGGUGAGUACGACCGCCCCUACCGCAACGAGGUCGUGCCCUACGGCGACCGGCGCCUCGACAUCGUCGUCAAGCCGCCCGCCAGGUCGUCGCCGCCGCCGCUGCCGGUAUCCACAAGGAGCGGCGGCGGCGGAGGGGCGGGGUCGGCGUGGUGCUUCAGCGACCCGGAGUUGAAGAGGCGGCGGCGGGUGGCGAGCUACAAGGCCUACUCGGCGGAGGGCAAGGUCAAGGCAUCGUUCCGCAGGGGGUUCCGCUGGAUCAAGGCCAAGUGCUCCGAGCUCAUCCAUGGCUGGUACGGAUCACGCUUUCUUCUUCUUCCCCCCUCCCCCUUUUAUCGGGUCCUCCGUUCUUCUUCUCAAUAUUCUCGGACAUCUAACGGCGACGGCCGGCUGCUUUGGUUCCCGAGCAUGGGUCCUGACGUCCUGUCCUUCCCCUGGGUAAUGGGUUCUGCCCAGCAAGUUCAGAAGCUUUUAAUCUUCAUUUUACUGUUUGUAUGGACUAUUGGUACGAUUAUUGCCAUUGUCCUUGUGCCUCUCAUCAUACAUCGUUCAUCGUUGCUUCCUGAAAUGGUUAGGGAAGUCACAGAACCUGGGAUCUCGGUGAAAUUCUGUUCUAUUGGGAUGGUGGAAGGUGCAGCUACAAUUCGCGAUGGAUGGUUGUCGGGUGUAUUUCGCUAA